This is a messenger RNA of Papilio xuthus (Asian swallowtail), 3046 nucleotides long. RefSeq names its product Fibronectin-III type domain-containing protein windei (gene wde). The transcript is spliced from 4 exons. Gene Ontology annotation, biological process: regulation of DNA-templated transcription. The record is from RefSeq and is a predicted model, not a curated record. Gene Ontology annotation, molecular function: transcription coregulator activity; protein binding. The coding region runs from base 145 to 2865 and encodes 906 amino acids. Gene Ontology annotation, cellular component: nucleus; transcription regulator complex. Lineage: Eukaryota; Metazoa; Arthropoda; Insecta; Lepidoptera; Papilionidae.
AUGUCAGUGCUGUUACAACCGUGACUCUGACCGCUUGUUUCGUGUUAAGUUGUAACUUCUUAUUCACUCUUUUACUUCUGGAUUCUCUUGUCAUUUACGAAUAGAUAAAUCAAGUAUGAGAGAUGUGAUUACAAGUAUCAUACAAUGCAAUUACCUGUUGAUACUGGAGCUCCUCUAGACAUAGAAUUUAAAAUGUCCACAAUUACUGAAGGGACUUUAAAAGAAACGAUCAUUAACAAUGUAGAUGAAGCGUUUUCUGAUAAUAUCAAAAAUUGCGGCGAAAUCGAAAAAGACAAUACUACUGAUAUUGCUGAAAACAAUGAUAAGUUGCAAAAUUCAUUAUCUAGUCACAAAAUCGUGGAAAAUGACAUCAAAAUAAAUACUGCAGAGAGUAAAGAAAUUGAAAAAUGCACAUCCGAGGAAAUUUCUAUUGAUGAUUUUGAGAGCAAAGGUCAUAGUCCAAAAAGUAGUACAAAUGAACAAAAUAACUCCGAGGAUAUUGUUAAUGAAAAUAACGCAAUAAAUCAACAUCAAGAAUUGGAGUCGCAAAUUUUAUGUAACCAUAAUUCAGAAGAGAAAGAAAAUGUCAUCCAAACUGAUGGAACUGAAAAGUUAGUCAACGAUGAAAGUGAACAACAAUCAAACGUUGUCGUCCCAAAACUUGAAAUGAAAGAUCAGAUAAACGGUGAUGAUAUAAAAACUAAGAAUAACGAGAACACAAAUAAUGAUAGUAAAACAGACAACAAGGAGGUUACAUUAAAGGAAAAUGAGAUUAAAAAACAUGAAGGUGAACAAACAAAUAACGAUAGAAAAAAUUUGGACACUGAAAGUUUAAUCCCUGACAAUGUUAUUGAUCAAGUUCCUACUAUAGCUGAUGAAAAAAAGGAGCAAUCUCUUAAAGAUGUCACGGAAUCUCAAUCAGAAAAUACUGUAUCACCUAUCUCACCUAAAAUAGACAAAGAUGAGAAUAAUCCUAUAGAAUUAAAUAAUGCAGUUGAGUCUACUGUAGAAGACACUUCUAAGACAGAGAAUAGUACAAAAGAAAGCGAAAUAACGCAAGAAAGCAUAGCAUCAACUGCAACAGAUACUAAAAGUAGUAAAAUUGGAAUAGAAGAUGAAAAAAUAAAUGAAACUAAAACGCACAAUAGUACAGAUAACGAAGAAAACGUAGAGAGUAAAUUGGUUGAAGAAAAAUCGUCACUGAUACCUAAAUUAACAAAUAUUUUAGAUUUACUCUCUGACGAUGAAGAAGAGCGUCACGGGGACACGUUUAAUAAUGAAACGUCUAACGUUGACAAGCAGUGCAUAAGUCUUGUAGAUGAUGAUGAUGUUAUGUUAGUAGAUGAGGACAUAAAUGUUAAGGAAGAUGAAAAAAUCAGUAUUGACACAGAGAAUGUAAUUCCGGAAACGUGUGAUGAGAACGAUACUACAAAUCAAGAAGAGAAAGAUGAAAUAAUGGAUGCAAACCUAGAAACAGGUUACGAAGAAAUUGUAUACAAUUUAGAUAACAACGAAAUAGACAAUAAAAUAAAUGACAUAAGAGAAAACAGUUCUUCAAAACCUUUGUUGUCAUUAAACUUCCUAAGUGAUUGCAAAAAAGCGUUAGCAGAUAUGACACGAGAAGACUUGGAAGAUUUUUGUAGUUUGAAAAUUGUGGAAAGCGUUAUGGAUAGAAGUAAUUUAGGGGAUCUAAAAGUUCAGCUUAAAACUAUGGCGGCUACUAUUGAGGAAUAUAAAAAGAAGACUAAUUUAAUAGCUAAACAAAAUAGAGACCUACAAGUAGUAUUAAAAUCAGUACAAGAAGAACAAAAAAAUUCAUUAGGUACUACAGUAACUCCCUUGAAAAUAACUCGCUCAGUGGGUAUGCAAGUACUAAUGACAGAUAAACCCAAUGCAAAAAAGAAAAAUGCACAAAUGACAAAUUCAGGUGCAAUGCCAACUCAAACUUCGUAUGCAGAUAAAACAAACCGUAACUCUAGUGUUCAAAAACCCAUUCCCGUCCCAAGACUAGUACCUGCUUCUAAUACUAACAACAAAACGAGCACCGCUGCAGCAUCCAAUACUACUGAUCCUGGAAAGUCCCCACCGGUACCUCCAUUAGUUAAUGGUGUAACAAAUUCAUCCCCUGUAUCAAAGCCAGAAAAAAGAUCUAGAGUGCAAUCAGUAACAGUAGACUUGACAGAUGACGAACCUCCUUUUAAGGUAACUGCAAAGAGCUCACCCGCUCCAGGUGUGAGAUUGGUACCAGCACAGAAUUUAUUACCACCUCAGAGACCUCAAUUUGCACCAACAAUAACUAGUCCCAGGAAAGUGUACAUUCCAAUAAGUGGUCCACAAGCACAGAAUGUUAGAUCAGGGCAAGCCCUCGUAUUAAAAACGGUUCCAUCUUGCCCAGCAAUGAGGCCGAGAAUGCCUACAAACAAUAAUUUUAAUAAAAUACAGCCAAAUACCAUACGAAUGAACCGACCAAUGCCCCCAAUCAAACAUCCCGCACCAUUACCUGACGUUGUCAAACAAUACCAACCCAUAAGUUGGAAAAUAUUGCCGCCGCCGCCGGAGUUAAAGCUAUCGAAGGUCGAAAAUGGAAUUGUGAUCUCAUGGAAAAUUGAGGGAUAUAAAGAAGAAAUUCAUGAAAAAAUUGGUAGUUAUCAACUGUUUGCUUAUCAGGAAGCAAGUAAUCCACCCAGUACGGCGUUAUGGAAAAAAAUCGGCGACGUAAAAGCUUUACCCUUGCCUAUGGCAUGUACAUUAACUCAAUUUUUGCCAGGGUUUAAAUAUUACUUUGCUGUUAGAGCUAUUGAUAUAAAAUCGCGAUUUGGGCCAUUCAGUAUGCCUGCUAGUAUACUUCUCCUUAACAAAAUAUAAGACUGAUUUCUUUGAAAAUUGCUAUUAAUAAAAGCACAAUUUCUGCUCUAGCAGAUUAGUAGAAAUAUGUAUCGCAUCAGCAAUUUACAAUAAUCUGUACCAUUAUUUAUUGGCAUUUUUUUUUGUAAGGACAAGAUAUAAAAUACACAUAUUAAUAAAAACGAUUAGCUGUUGACCGUGA